ACCGCGUUGGCCUUCAACGUUUAGUCGACUCGUGGCAGUGGUAGCAUGAACAGCGACGCUCUUGAGAAAACGCAGUUCUCUUCUCGGUGUGCAUUACUGUAACUCGGAAAAAUGGUCAAGUGCAGAUCAUUAAUUUGGAAAUAUUUCAACAGUGAACCAGUGAAUAUCAAGAAAAAUCCCUACAAUAUUGCAAAACGAAAUCGCUUAUAUAGCAGACGCUACAUGGCGAACACAUCAAAGAGUUCGCACCGGCCGAAGUGGCGCAGGGUGUGCGACGACUGGGUCGACAGGAGACUGGAGGGCCGACAGGGCGUCACCACACCAGUCCACGUCCUGUACAACACUUACCUCAACGAGAACCCAAUGCACUACAUGGACAUAGCACAGUUCGGAAAGGUCCUGAAGUCCAGAUUCAAGAACCAGAAGUGCCGACGCGGAGGUCAAGGAGCUCAGAUUUACGUCUACAAAAAUGUCGCCAUCAAAUCCCUGGACGAAACCAAGGGUGACGUCAGUCUGUCCGGCCCUCGCCUAGCGCCCAGCAGUGACGUCACUCCCCCACUCCCAUGUUCUGCCACCCUCAGUGAUGUCACUGCCUCCCACCCACGCCCAGCAACCACCAGCGACGCCUUUCCCCCACUCCCAUGUUCCGCCACCCUCACUGAUGCCACUCUGUCCCCCUCGCGGAGUGCCACCCCCACUGACGUCAGAGGCCCUUCUCCAACACAGCCCACCAAGAGGAAAGCUUCACCGGAGUCCUCCAUCAUUCCUAAAAAGCGAAAGUUCAUCUUCGAGAACAGCCUUCCUCAGGUCACACCUCCUGAUAGUCCUUCCGCUGAGUUCUUCGUCAGCAGGAGCGAGCACAGCGCUUCUCCUGCUGCUCCAAGUGUGGCGUCUCAGCAGGAACCAGGCGAGAGGGCAGCCUGUGGCAAGCCACCUCAAUUCCUGGCAAAUGUGAGCAACUCUAAUGACCCUCUGCUAAGUGAUGCCAAUAAUGAAAAGUUGUCUAGAAGUAAACACUGGUCGCCAGCACUUGUUGAAGAUAGUGGAGGGACCGCUGACUUAACUUUAGACUAUUUUUCGAAAAAAUUAGGCUUGAAACGGAUAGCAUUCGAAAAGGAUAGUACCGGAAACAAAAAUCAUAACGAAUCAAACGUAAUAACUACCAAUAAAACAGACAAUAUUAUACCUCCAAUUGCCAGUGAAAACCUUAGUGACUCGAAAACAUUGACUCCUAUUGAAAACGUUUUAUCUGAAAUUGAAAAGGUUAACAGCAUCAUCAGCAUCAACUCCAAUUCACUCUGCUCAUCGUCUCCUCAGAGCCAGGCUCCAAAGUACAACCUGAGGCCAGCCUCAAAAGCGGCAUCAGUGGCACCUGAAGAGACCAUCCUUUGGGACGAGGAACAGCGUGAGAGUGGACAAGAAAGUCCAGUGGAGGCCCAGGGGAUCAGCUGCAGGAUGGCAGUAGGACGCAAGUGGGUGGACGCUCAGCUGAGGGACGAGCCUGGGGCGAGGACCUUUGCGUGGGAGGUGGCAGCAGCCUACGCCCGCGACCAUCCUGAUGAACCUCUUCCUGAUACCAGCAUUGCUGUGCUUAUCCGAAACAAAUUCCCGUCCAGAAGGAAAGCCUUCAAACAAGGUCCUGUUACUACAUAUUACUUCCAAGAUCUAGAACUUGUCAAUCGCAGAAGGCCUGUGUGAAGUUCCAUCUGUGAAAGAUCACA
Messenger RNA from Penaeus chinensis, 1721 nucleotides. Its product is annotated as verprolin-like. The record is from RefSeq and is a predicted model, not a curated record. The transcript has 4 exons. Lineage: Eukaryota; Metazoa; Arthropoda; Malacostraca; Decapoda; Penaeidae. The coding region runs from base 112 to 1698 and encodes 528 amino acids.